AUGGCCGACUACCCUGCCGCUGGUGUUACCGGUGCGCCCGGCAACGGGCCCAACGUCAACGGCUCUGGUGACCCUGGGUUCGCGUCUCCCUCCCAGAUGCCCGCCCCCAGCGAGGCGGCGAAGACUCUGUGGAUGGGUGAGAUGGAGCCCUGGAUGGAUGAAAACUUCAUCAAGAAUGUUUUUAGCAACACCUCGGCCGAGAAUGUCCAGGUGAAGGUCAUUCGUGACCGCAACUCUGGCAAUGCUGGCUACUGCUUUGUGGAGUUCUCGACCCCUGAGGCUGCCCAGAAGGCCCUCGCCUUGAAUGGCACUCCCGUUCCCAACAGCCAACGGGUUUUUAAGCUCAACUGGGCUAGUGGUGGUGGCUUGGUCGAUCGUCGUGAUGACCGCGGACCUGAGUACUCUAUUUUCGUCGGUGACCUUGGCCCUGAGGUCAACGAGUUCGUCUUGGUUUCUCUUUUCCAGAGCCGCUUCCCCUCUUGCAAGUCCGCCAAGAUCAUGACCGACGCCAUGACCGGCCAGUCGCGCGGUUACGGCUUCGUUCGCUUCAGCGACGAGAGCGACCAGCAGCGUGCCUUGGUCGAGAUGCAGGGUGUUUACUGUGGCAACCGUCCCAUGCGCAUCUCUACUGCCACCCCCAAGACUCGGUAUAUGAUGCCCCCUGUCCCCGGCGCCCAGGCCCCUAUGUGGGGUGGUGUCCCUCCCUACGGCUACGCCCAACCCGCUGCCCCUUUUAAUCCUAUGCAGCCCAUGAAUCAGUUCACCGACCCGAACAACACCACCGUCUUCGUCGGUGGUCUCUCCGGCUACGUCACUGAAGACGAGCUUCGCUCGUUCUUCCAAGGCUUUGGUGAAAUCACCUACGUCAAGAUCCCUCCUGGAAAGGGCUGCGGUUUUGUCCAAUUCGUCCAUCGCCACGCCGCGGAGAUGGCAAUUAAUCAGAUGCAAGGUUACCCGAUCGGUAAUUCUCGCGUCCGCCUCUCUUGGGGCCGUUCUCAGAACAACUCUGGUGUAGGCACUCCUUAUCGCCCUGCCCCGCCCCCUCCUCACUAUCUUGCUGCCGCUGGCAUGCCUCCCCACGCCGGUCCUGGUGGCGCUUACGGCGGACCUGCUGGUCCCUACGGUGGCAACCCUCCCCAGGGUCCUCCUCCCUCUGGUGGUCCCAUGCAGUAA
Molecule: messenger RNA, 1173 nt
Organism: Podospora anserina S mat+
Lineage: Eukaryota; Fungi; Ascomycota; Sordariomycetes; Sordariales; Podosporaceae
Exons: 6
Coding region: 1-1173 (390 amino acids)
Biological process (GO): mRNA splice site recognition
Cellular component (GO): cytosol
Molecular function (GO): mRNA binding
Source: RefSeq, a predicted model, not a curated record